AUGGACGAGUUGAAUAUCGACGAUUACACAUUCUCCGAUAUGUUACUGUUCCGAGAAGUUUGUCUAGUGGUGUCACGACGAAGUGCUAAUCUCAGUGCUGCAGCAAUCACCUGUGUGCUGAACCGAGUACGCCGACCGAAAAUGGUGGUUGCAAUUGAUGGCAGUACCUAUAAGUAUCAUCCUUUCUUCGAUCACUGGGUUGUCGACAAAAUCAAGGAGCUCAUCGAUCCCGGACUCGAGUUCAAAGUGGUCCAGACUGGUGAUGGCAGCGGCAAGGGAGCGGCAUUGAUCGCAGCGAUUGUUACUCGAGUGAAGCGAGCCGAAGAGAAGCGAAAGAAGGACGAGGCAGCGCGAGCAGCUCGUGAAGCCGAAGAAGCCGAAAAGAGGCGAAAAGCCGAAGAGGAACGUCUCCGACUUGAGGCCGAGGAACUUGAACGUGAGAAGCUAGCUGAAGAGGAACGUGCCCGAAAACUCGAAGAACUCCUCUCUUAUGGAGAGGAUCGUGUCAAAGAGGAGCAAAAUAGUUAUGUGACGUUACAAGAAUGA
Messenger RNA from Cooperia oncophora, 546 nucleotides. NCBI's taxonomy places the organism in Eukaryota, Metazoa, Nematoda, Chromadorea, Rhabditida, Trichostrongylidae. The record is from the annotation of a GenBank genome assembly.